CGGUUUGAUAAGUAUCUUGGCUGAAUUGACAAUGCAGCAGUACUCUUCGAACAUGGAGCGCAAAUCUGAGCUGGAGCCUCUUUUGGCAAACGAAGAUGCAUUCAAGGUCGUCCAUGCCUACAAAACUCGCAAAUCUUGUAGUAGUAGAGUGUUCCCUAUUAUGGGUGCUUUGGCAUUGGUGCUAACUGCUAUCCUCGCAGUGUCAUUAAUCUGGCAGCCUGCGCUCCAUUCCACCGAUGCGGGUGCCAAUGAAAUCUACAAGGAGAUUUCCAAGGUGGAAAGCGUUCGUUUACCUGCUGGCAUUGCUCCCUCUCGCUACAAUCUCGACAUUGUGACCAAGCUGUCUACUGCCACAUUCUCCGGAUCUGUUGCCAUCGAUAUCCAUGUUGAUACACCAACUCAGUUUAUUGCUAUCCACCAGCUGGAGUUGAGCAUUGGUGCCAUUACUCUCGAUGCCUUGACUGCUGCCCCCGAUCUGACCAAACCUUUUGAUCCAAAGACUCUUUCAACUGAUACCAAGUACGAAGUGGAUCAUAUUGCCAAUAUCACUCAGUUUCAAUACUUGGAGAUCUACUUUAAGCAAACCAUUGAGCCUGGGUACUACAAUUUAAAAGUUGAUUUUGCUGGAAAACUUCAAGACACACUCGAGGGUUUCUAUCGGUCAUCCUAUACUAACAAACACACGGGAAAAAAAGAAUAUUUGGCUACUACUCAGAUGGAGCCCGUUCAUGCUCGCAAAGCAUUUCCUUGUUUUGACGAGCCUGAGUUCAAGGCUAUUUUUGUGAUCAGCAUCACCACCGAGUCUGAAUACCAUGCUAUUAGCAAUAUGCCUGCCACAUCUGUCAAGACCCUACCCAGUGGUCUUGUCAAGUACAACUUUGCUCCUACUCUUCGUAUGUCUUCAUAUCUGAUUGCUUACAUUGUGUCCAACUUUGAAUCCAUCGAGGCAAAAACCAAAAACGGUGUCAUUGUUCGUGUCUUUACUCAGCGACAAAGUACCGAUCUUGGCAAAUAUGCACUCGAGGUUGCCGUCAAGGUCAUGGAGUACUUUCAAGCUACAUAUGCCAUUCCCUUUCCUCUUCCCAAGUGCGAUCUUAUUGCCAUUCCCGAUUUCCAGGCCGGUGCCAUGGAGAACUGGGGUCUUAUUACUUUCCGUGAUACCGCUCUGCUCUACGAUCCUAAAGUGUCGUCCCAAGGCAACAAACAAGGCGUUGCAUCCACCAUUGCCCACGAGCUUGCUCACCAGUGGUUUGGAAAUCUUGUUACAAUGAAGUGGUGGAGCGACCUGUGGCUCAACGAGGGCUUUGCAGAAUUCAUGACCUACAAGGGCACUCACGCUGCUGAACCUGAGUGGAAAAUGCUGGAACAGUUUCUACCCGGUGAGCUUAUGCGUGCAGAAAAUGCCGACGAGUCUAUUUUCACCCAUCCCAUCGCUAUUCCUGUUAAAAACCCCGAGGAAAUUCAAGAGAUUUUCGACGAUAUUUCAUAUGGCAAAGGUUCUGCUGUGUUGCGCAUGCUUGAAGGUUAUCUCGAGACCAAGUUUGGUCAAAACUACUUUUUUACUCACCUGACAAGCUACCUCAACAGCCACUCCUAUGGUAAUGCCGAUACCUCUCAGCUAUGGCAGGCACUCCAGAACCCAGGAUCUCCCGACAUUGCUGCAUUCAUGUCCACCUGGACUGAUCAGCCUGGGUUUCCUUUAGUGACCGUGUCGUUUCCUUCUACCGAUGACUCUACAAAGAAAUCAUCGUUCCAGGUGACUCAGAAACGCUACAUAUUCUCCGGGCUCGUUGAUCCACUUUCCACUGUUCCCGAAAAGCUUAUUCCACCUGUGCUGAAUGUUCCAAAGGAUCCUAGCACUCAGACAUGGGCUAUCCCACUGACUUUUGCUUUGUUCUCCAACCAUACUGGAAAGGUAAAGCGAGUUUCUGACCCAACUGUCUUUGAAUUCUUUACCCACGGACCCAUUCAGGUGGAUUUGGCUACUCAGAUUCCAAAGGACACUAUUGUCUUGGCCAACUAUGGUAAAUCGGGAGUGUAUCGUGUGCAGUAUGACGAACGCACUCUUCAUUAUCUUCUUGAAUGGCUUCGUGCUGAUAUCAACGUCUUCUCCGCUGUUGAGCGUGCUGGUCUUCUCAGCGAUGUCUUUUCUUUCACCUACUCUGGCCAGCUUUCCGACGUUACUAUUGCUCUCGAGUUUAUGAAACUUAUGGAACAUGAGGAAAGCACGAUUGUCUGGGGAACUGCAAUCAGAGAAUUCCGUACACUGAAAAAGGCGUUUGCUCAUCACCCGUCCUAUGGUCUUAUCCAGCAGUUUGAACAGAAUGUGAUUCAUAAAAUGGUGAAAAGCAUCGGAUGGGUUGAGACGUCCAAAGACACCUCUCAACAUCACAUGCGUGCCCUGCUGCGUGGAUUACUUCUUCAAGAGGCUGUUCGAUCUGGCCAUAAAAAGACCAUUGCGACUGCUUUGGACUACUUCAAGCUUCUUAUGGAGGGCAAAAAGGACAAGGUGGAUGUGACUGCCGACGCGCUGACAGCCAUUCUUGUUGCUGGUGUGAUGUAUGGCGACGAAGCGAAUUAUGAAUGGGUACUGCAGCAGCAUUUGAACUCUACAUUUGCACCUGAAAAGUCGCGGUACUUGUUUGCUUUGGCAUCUUCUCCCGUGUCGUAUCUUCAAAUGCGUACCUUGGAUCUUACGCUUACAGACAAGAUCCGCAAGCAAGACAUUACCUCAUUGGUCGAGAACGUGGCCUCAAGCACACCUGUUGGGCAUUUGACAGCUUGGAUCUUUCUCAUGGACAACUGGGCGGCGAUUGCUAAAUGGAAGGACUACAAUAUGACAGGCUUAGGUGCUAUCAUCCAGGACAUCAUUGGUAAAUUUACCAACUCAUACUUGGUCUCUGAAGCCCAGCGACUGUUUGUUGACAGAAAGGAUCCUGAUUUGAUUGUUCCGGACAAUAUCAUGGUUGCAGUCUUCAAGGGACUAGAAACGUCUAGACAACUGGUCAAGUGGCAGGGAAUGGUCAAGGCAGAUGUUGCAGCGUGGCUGAGAAAAGAGCUGGAUAUUUUUGAUGCAAGUGCUCAAAAAGAAUGAAUGAAUAUCUAAAUGCCAAAUGGCAUUCCUGCUUUAAAAUUUUAUAUCAUUGUGCGAUCAAUGGCCAGUCUACGUUGUAUGUUUUGAUAGUUUAUCACUUUACACUGUAUAUCUGGAUACAAAGAGUUUAAAAUAAAGGCCAUGAUUAUUUAUAU
Batrachochytrium dendrobatidis JAM81 is the source of this 3249-nucleotide messenger RNA. RefSeq lists its product as uncharacterized. Lineage: Eukaryota; Fungi; Chytridiomycota; Chytridiomycetes; Rhizophydiales. Bases 32 to 3094 code for a protein of 1020 amino acids. Gene Ontology annotation, cellular component: cytoplasm. Gene Ontology annotation, biological process: proteolysis; peptide catabolic process. The record is from RefSeq and is a predicted model, not a curated record. Gene Ontology annotation, molecular function: metalloaminopeptidase activity; peptide binding; zinc ion binding. The transcript has 3 exons.